Molecule: messenger RNA, 1254 nt
Organism: Colletotrichum chrysophilum
Lineage: Eukaryota; Fungi; Ascomycota; Sordariomycetes; Glomerellales; Glomerellaceae
Exons: 2
Coding region: 1-1254 (417 amino acids)
Source: RefSeq, a predicted model, not a curated record
AUGUCUGAAGACUGCCUGUCGCUGAACGUCAUCCGGCCGAGCGACUACAACGGAACAGAAGCUCUUCCUGUCGCAGUCUGGAUCCACGGGGGCGGCCUCUAUGCCGGUUCAUCCAGGGAAACCAACUUAACGAACUUUGUACGACAAGCCAGCGCCGCUCAGAAACCUUUGAUUGUCGUCUCCAUCAACUAUCGACUCUCAGCCUUUGGGUUUCUCUGGGGAUCCAAUGAGUUGACAGCCAAUGGUUCUGCGAAUAAUGGCCUCCGUGACCAAAGGUUGGCUUUGAGCUGGAUCCAAGAGAAUAUCGCCGCUUUCGGCGGAGAUCCACGCAAGGUCACAAUCUUUGGUCAGAGUGCGGGAGGCCUAUCCGUCGGUAAGCAUCUGAUUGCGUACGGUGGCAGGGACGACGGUCUGUUUCGCGGAGCAAUCAUGCAAAGUGGCGGUAUGGCAGAGAAGUGGCCAUACAACGUAAAGGAUCCCGUUGCGUACACCGAGGAUCUCUACCGAAACAUCACGGAAACAACGGGCUGCGCCGACAAGACCAGCCCGCUCGAGUGCCUCCGCAGUUUACCUGUCGAGUCCUUGUCCGCCGCUCUGAAUGUCAGCAACACACCUGUAUUCUCAGGUACCGGCCUUGGACCAUGGCUUACGCAAGUCGAUGGUGAUUUCCUCCAGGAUGGGCCGACCGCAUCUCUUGACAAGGGCCACUUCGUUCGUGUACCAAUUAUGUACUCGACGACAACAGAUGAGGCAACUGUCUUCAUGUUUGGUGGACCCAUUGACACCGACGACGACUUCAAAGCAUUUGUUGCGGCUGGCGGCCCAGACGAGACCACUGUGUCCAAGAUCGAGGCCUUGUACCCCAGUAAUACCACCGGACUCCCCGCAGGGUAUACUCCCUCAACGGAAGAUGUUCAAUUGUACGGCGCUCAGUGGAAGCGAGGGGUCAUGUUUCACACUGAUAUUGUCGAAACAACAUCACGACGAAUGACUUUGAAGGCCUGGGCUACUGCUGGACAAAAGGCAUACUCAGCUAGGGUCAAUCUCUUACCUCCUAGCACCACGGCCCGUUUAGGUUCGCAUCACUCCAUGGAUGUCAACUUCAUUUUCGCAAAUUUGGACGCCACCACGUCCAACCAAACACAAUUCGCGACAGCCUCCAAGCUCAUGAGCGGAGCUUGGGCGUCAUUCGUCUCGGAACUUGACCCCAAUCAUCACGGAGGUACGGUUACUUGGCAGGACUUCCUAUAUUGA